GUAACUCUCAACCCAUUUACAUACAGUCUCACUGUACUCUGAGAGGGACAAUGUUUGCCAUAGCUGUGCUGCUGUGUUCAUUGGUCUUCUUUCCGGACAAUGGAGGAGCCAGACUGUCUGUGAUCACUGAAACAGAGUCUCAAAUUAUAUUUAAAAAUGAGUUGAACAAAAUAGCUCAUGAUUUCCAAGCAAAAUUGAGAGGGGAAAUCACCCGCCUUCAGUCGGAUAUGUAUUCCGAGUUUCUAAGAUUUGUUGAGGAAGUUGAUGUGUUGCACGAUACUUUGUCUGAAGCUCUGAGGGUGAAGUUAUCGGAUCAAGUAUCCGAUGUGUUAGAGAAGUUUACUAAAGUGAUGACUUACUCCACACUAAGAGUUCAAGACCUCAGUGAUCAACUGCAGUCAGUAAUGGUGUCACUGGGAUCCUGGACAGAUGAUUUCGAGUCUGCUGUUUUAUUUAACCAUGAUGAUUAUGUAAGAGCCACGAUGCACCACAGGGAACCUUCCAGUAACCAGAGGAGAAGACGUCAUGCCUUAGACUGGCUUCCAGAGGACUCCCAACAAAAGCACUUUAAAACCACCAACAAAACUGAACUGUUCACGCAGCUUCAACAAGAUGAACUGGAAGCUUUCUUUGAAUACAGUGAUGAUUUAGAAAGUAAUGUUGAAUAUGAGAAGUCUCCGUUUGUUCUUAGAGAAUACUCUCCCGUUCUGGGUAGUCAAGUAGCUCAACACCUGCCUCACCAUACUAGUAAUGAGGCUUCCAGAAUAUUACCUAUGGACUGCCUCGACCUUCUGACUGCUGGAUAUCAACAUGAUGGUGUCUACAAAAUCUACCCAGCAGGCAUGAGCGUAGGCGUUGAUGUGUGGUGUGAUCAAGGGAGUGUGGGCGGUGGGUGGACGGUGGUAGUUGGGCGUCGGGCGGGUCACCACCCACUCAUCAACUUCACUAGGCCACAUCUUCAUUACACCCACGGCUUCGGUGACCCAACCUCUCACCACUGGAUAGGUCUUGAGGCUCUGCACGCCCUCACCCGAGACUCCCACACCACACUGCGUCUCCACCUGCUGGACCACCACCUGCACCACGCCAACGCCACUUACACCAUGUUCAGAUGUGCAGUAGGGGUGAUCCUCGACGGUACUUCCCUAGAGGAUUAA
Messenger RNA from Cherax quadricarinatus, 1157 nucleotides. The record is from RefSeq and is a predicted model, not a curated record. NCBI's taxonomy places the organism in Eukaryota, Metazoa, Arthropoda, Malacostraca, Decapoda, Parastacidae.